Messenger RNA from Bacidia gigantensis, 1239 nucleotides. RefSeq lists its product as uncharacterized. The transcript has a single exon. The record is from RefSeq and is a predicted model, not a curated record. The coding region runs from base 1 to 1239 and encodes 412 amino acids. NCBI's taxonomy places the organism in Eukaryota, Fungi, Ascomycota, Lecanoromycetes, Lecanorales, Ramalinaceae.
AUGGCACCGACGCCUCAGGAUCCGAUAUGCAGCCCGCCAUUUCAAUUCUUUCAAUGUCAAAACAAUGGCUUCAAUGGAUGCUGCACCAUUGAUCCUUGCGCUCAAUCGUGGUGUCCAAACUUUGCUGAACCAAACCAAGCGUACCAAAAUGCGAACGCAGUGUCUCCACAGUCAAUCACUAUCCCAAUUCCAACCUCUCCAACACAAACUUCAGCUGUACUUACAAUAUCUCAGUCAGAAGCUGCGACGAAUAAAGGAUUGCUUUCGACUUCGUCAAAUUCCAAUGUGGUCACCGUCUACGCCACUUCAGAGGUGUAUGUGACUUCCCAGCAAACCAGCCCAGCUUUACAAAGCAUCAUAAUUUAUCCUACGAUAAUGGACUUGUCAAUGUCGACUAUCCAGACUGUCUCUGUAUCCACGCAAACCAAAACACGCUAUCAGUUGCCAACGGCUACUGUGACUAUGCCGGCCCUUCCAAAGCAGAGUCUUGACUUCAAAUCGAAGCCUCAGCCUGUGCGGUCGUAUGCAAGUCGGCACAAACGGGAAAUACUUUCGGGUACUUUCGGAGGUAUAGCAGGAAUUAUGCUUGGAAUUGGAAUGAUUUGGUGUUUCCUCCAAUGGAAUAGGAAACGGAAAAUUCAAAAUCUAAGAGCUGAGCAGUUCGACGACCAUCCUGCGUUAGCAGGAAGAGAUGCUAAUCGAGCCGGAGAGCUGCUUGCCAACGAUCAAAGUGAAACCAGUACGACAGAAGACUCGCCGUCGCCGCCAAACAAACCACCGGGGGAGCUUGCAAGGUGGAUGGCUGUUAAAUUCACUCGAAUGCCUAAGCGUCCGAUAACCAGAAUACCCAAGUCGGAUCCUUCUAUGCCAUCGUUGACACAAACGCGAAGUUCUAUACCGAAACCGACAUCACCUCAGCAAACAACACGUGUGCAUAGAAGGCAACCCCAAUCCAGACCAGGCAACGUGCAAGAGCGCUGGCGUAAUCCCGAGAUCCCUAAGAUGUGGGUGAUAGGCAAUAGCGAGAGGCCUAAGGGAAACAUUCCUCAGUCGGCGGAGCCAGAUGCGAUAAAGCCAUCCAGGAAUACAGCCCCGGCAUUAGCGGGUCCGCGAGGCGAAAAUCGCAACAAUUAUGUUGACUGCCUGAGUACAAUAGAUGAAGGGGAAAGAGAAGGAAGCGAGGAACCCGAGCAAAAUGCAGAAAGUUCGAGAACAGCGGAGUUACGUGGAAAUGGUUAA